Molecule: messenger RNA, 3075 nt
Organism: Harmonia axyridis
Lineage: Eukaryota; Metazoa; Arthropoda; Insecta; Coleoptera; Coccinellidae
Product: histone-lysine N-methyltransferase Su(var)3-9-like
Exons: 8
Coding region: 90-2936 (948 amino acids)
Biological process (GO): formation of translation preinitiation complex; positive regulation of translational fidelity
Cellular component (GO): nucleus; cytosol; eukaryotic translation initiation factor 2 complex
Molecular function (GO): zinc ion binding; protein binding; histone methyltransferase activity
Source: RefSeq, a predicted model, not a curated record
UCAAUGGUGUUGUCUUGUCUCCAAUCUGUGGUACAUUGUGUCAAUUUUAGAGAAGACUCCUUCAAACAUCCUAAAUAUUCGCGGUAAAAAUGGCAGCCGUAGAAAACAGUGGAGUUACAACUCUCCAACCUAAUUUGCAAAAACAAGAUUUAUCUAAAUUAGAUGUUUCCAAGCUCACCGCAUUAUCGCCAGAAGUUAUUAGUAGGCAAGCUACUAUAAACAUUGGCACCAUCGGUCAUGUAGCCCAUGGUAAAUCUACCGUAGUAAAGGCUAUAUCUGGAGUUCAGACUGUCAGAUUCAAAAAUGAGCUGGAAAGAAAUAUUACAAUUAAGCUAGAGAGGCUCCAGUUCGAUGUAAAAGGCACUCUCAGAUGGCCUUGUGAGACAGAAAUCAGAGUCAACAGAGUCUCGUUCGAGAAAUUCAGAGAAGACAUGGACAGAAGAGGCGUGAAGAGGAAACGUAGCAUUUCAUUGAAGUCAUCAAGACCGGAUCCCAAAAAGCCCACCUACAAAAAAGAAUACAUUGUGGAGAGACUUGAGAAUUGUGACAUAAUCGACGGAAUAUUGCAUUUCAUGGUUAAAUGGAUGGACUAUGAUGAAGAGAGCAACACUUGGGAACCUUCAGAGCAUCUAGAACAUUGCCCUAAAAUCGUGGAAAGCUACUUGUCGGAUUUACUGGACGAUGUCGUUUUGGAUAUACUCGCCGAAAAGUUGAACACCAAAAGAGGUCUGGGUGUUGACGAGAUAUCGACGAUGUUUCCCAAAUUUGAUCUUAAUAAUCUACCUCCAAAACUUACACUCAUGCUAGAACUAGUUGUAGUGCAUUUAAAUUUCCCACUGAAGCAUCAUACUGUUAAGAUGGAGAAUGCUUUGAAAAGUUUUGUGCUGUACGAUCUGUCUAUCAGACGUGGAAAGCAGUUGGCCAUACUGGAAGAGUGGUCCACUAGGGUGAAUAUGUCUAGAGAAGAUGCACCUUUGCUGGUCGAAAACAAGGUGGACCUUGAAAUCUUGCCUACAGACUUCGUCUACAUAACCGAGAACAUAUCCGGUGAAAACGUCAAGAUGCCCCAGCAUGUCAUUUCCGGUUGUGAAUGCAAAGAGUGCGGCCCCAAGAUCAAAGCCUGCUGUGGCAGACAGGAUUAUAACGGGUUCACCUACACGAAACGUGGCAGAAUCAACGUCAAUCCGGGUGUGCCAGUAUUCGAGUGCAAUUCAUUGUGCAAGUGCGGCCCUGACUGUAGGAACCGCGUCGUGCAAAAUGGGCGUCACAUACCACUGUGCAUUUUUCGAACGGACAACGGUAGGGGUUGGGGAGUGAAAGCAACGCGUAAAAUCGCGUGUGGCGAGUUCAUCUGCGAAUACGUCGGUGAGAUCAUAACACAUGAGGAGGCGGAGAUCAGGGGGCGGAACUACGACGUCGAUGGGCGUACCUAUCUGUUCGACCUUGACUACAACACCAAGGACAACCCGUACACCAUCGACGCGGCCAAGUACGGCAACGUUUCGCACUUUGUAAACCAUUCUUGCGAUCCAAACUGUGCCAUUUGGGCUAUUUGGAUUAACACCUUGGAUCCUAACUUGCCAAGGUUGGCGCUGUUCUCCCUGAAGGAGAUCGAAAAGGACGAAGAGAUUACUUUCGAUUAUAUGUGUACUCCCGAUUCUCCGGUGAACACGCCGGAGAAGAACAGACCACGUUUGGAGACCCCCGACAAGUCCAAGGAGAAGAAUAAUGCUGGUAGAUCGAUGUGCAAAUGUUACGCUGACAAGUGUUAUGCAAACGCAAAAAUUUACAAAUGUGACAACCCGAAAUGUCCUAGGCCAGCCUGUUACAUAUCCGGGGGAUCUUCGAAAGACGACUCUUUUCCCUGUUUGAGAACCUCGUGCAGUGGCAAGUUUCAACUGGUGCGCCAUGUUAGUUUUGUCGAUUGCCCCGGUCACGACAUUCUUAUGGCUACAAUGCUUAACGGCGCUGCAGUGAUGGACGCUGCCCUAUUGCUUAUUGCAGGUAAUGAAUCAUGUCCCCAACCUCAGACGAGCGAGCAUCUUGCCGCCAUUGAAAUCAUGAAACUGAAGCACAUCAUCAUUCUCCAGAAUAAGAUCGAUCUGGUGAAGGAAGGUCAGGCCAAGGAACAACAGGAGCAGAUCGUUAAAUUCGUUCAGGGAACAGUUGCCGAAGGUGCCCCCAUUAUUCCCAUAUCUGCUCAGCUUAAGUACAAUAUUGAGGUGCUAUGCGAGUACAUAACGAAGAAAAUUCCAAUUCCGAUGAGAGAUUUCACCUCCGAGCCCCAUUUGAUUGUCAUCAGGAGUUUUGACGUUAACAAGCCAGGAUGCGAGGUCCACGAUCUCAAAGGGGGCGUGGCCGGUGGUAGUAUCCUAAGGGGAGUACUGAAGGUCGGACAGGAAAUCGAAGUCAGACCGGGACUCGUUAGCAAAGACUCCGAAGGAAAACUGACUUGCAGGCCUAUAUUCUCGAGGAUCGUCUCUCUGUACACCGAACAGAACGAGCUUCAAUUUGCGGUACCUGGGGGUCUCAUUGGUGUUGGUACCAAGAUUGAACCCACACUUUGCAGAGCUGAUCGACUUGUGGGUCAAGUGCUUGGUGCCGUAGGAGCCCUGCCAAGUAUCUUUAUUGAGCUUGAGGUGAGUUACUAUCUCUUAAAGCGUCUUCUCGGUGUACGUGUUGAAGGCGACAAGAAGGGUGCCAAGGUUCAAAAACUGACCAAGAACGAGGUGCUACUGGUGAAUAUUGGUUCACUGAGCACAGGAGGACGAGUGGUGGCUACCAAAGCCGAUUUAGUCAAGAUUGGUCUGACCAAUCCUGUGUGUACAGAAGUGGGAGAGAAGAUUGCACUCAGUCGUCGUGUGGAAAAGCAUUGGCGUCUGAUUGGUUGGGGUCAAAUCCGCGGAGGGGAGACCAUAGAACCCAUCAACAACUAAACGUUCCAAGGAACCGUCUGGAAUAACUUUUUAUUUCGAAGUUUCCAUUCGUUGAGUUUUUAUCUCAGUUUUAUCAUAUCCCUUCUAUUAAUAGGUGUUUAGUGGACUUUACUAUUUGGUUAAUAUACUAUUCACACUU